GACGAUGGCAACCGUUUAGUACGUUCAAUCGGCUCGCCCGGCCGAGUCCUGCGCCGCCGCCGCCGCCGCCAGAUCCGCGACUUCAACCGCCGAUGCCGCCGCCACCCGCACGCCGAGUAAACGCGAUACGCCACCGACGCUCGUUGUUCACCCCACGAUCAACUGUCCCCCACCCCGCCCCCCGAACGACUUGCCCACCACCGACUGGGUACGUACCUCGUGUGUCCUCGCCGCAGCCGGGUCCGCCGCCAAACGGCCGCCGGGAGCACCGACGCCACCACCGUUGCGCCACCACACGGCAAUGAUCGCGCCGCCCGGAACUAUGCGCCAGAUGUGUAAAUCGUAAUGCGAAGAUGGUGUGUUCCGAAUGUCCAAUGGUCCCAGUUGGUAUUGUGCGUGACUGUGCUGUUCCUGCUGGGCGGCCUGCACAUUUACAGAGGCCCCAACGGCGGGCAGCUGCAGGCUUUGGACGAAGUGGUCGACGACGAGGACACGUCCGGUUCCACCCGAACGACUCAAGACGAUCGGGCGUACAGGAGACUCAGGUUUCCGAAAACCAGCAGACGAUUGCCUCAGGCUAUCAUUAUCGGUGUGCGGAAAGGCGGCACGCGGGCGUUGUUGGAGAUGUUGUUCCUGCACAAGUCUGUGCAAAAGGCCAACGGCGAAGUGCACUUUUUCGACCGGGACGACAACUACGAACGUGGUCUGGACUGGUACAGAAGGCGGAUGCCGUACUCGUUCCCCAACCAAAUCACCAUUGAAAAGAGCCCCAGCUAUUUCGUGACACCGGAGGUACCGGAACGCAUCAAGGCGAUGAAUUCGAGCAUUAAACUGCUGCUCAUCCUCAGGGAUCCUGUGAUCAGAGCCAUAUCAGAUUACACGCAGUUGCACAGCAACCCCUUGGCGAACCGUAGCAGUCGAUCGUUCGAGCAGCUGGUGGUGAAGCCGGAUGGCACGGUUAACACCAACUACCGGCCGGUGGCCGUGUCCACUUACCAUAACCACGUUUACCGGUGGCUGGACGUGUUCCCCAGGGACCAGUUGUUCGUGGUCAACGGUGACCGGCUCAUCACCAACCCCGUGUCCGAGUUGAAUCGCAUCGAGACGUUCCUGGGCCUUGAGCAUAGAAUAAGCGCCGAAAACUUCUACUUCAACCGUACCAAAGGAUUCUACUGUCUGCGGUACGGGCCUGUAGACAAGUGCCUGAAGGAGACCAAGGGCCGGAAACACCCAGAAAUCCAGCCGGCGGUCGUGGCAAAGCUCCGCGAACACUUCGGUCAGCACAAUCAGAAGCUGUAUGACGUAUUGGGACAGGACUUUGGGUGGCCGGAAAAGUAACGAAUGAUUUUAGUGGUGUUUUGGGGAAAGGGACGAAUGUGGAUGUCACGAUGACACCGUUUUUAUUAAUUUUUUUUUUAAUGUUUUUCGUUAUUUUGGAGUUUUGUAUACAGGGAUACUAUAUAAUAUAAUAUAUAUUUAUACAUAUAUUUAUAACAUUAUAAAUAUUACUAUAACGUCACAACAUAAUGAUAUGUACUGACCGCGGCUAUAUUGUGUGCCGAGCGCUUCGCUUUAUGUACUAGACUUAAAGUGUGCGCUCGAUUUGUUCUUUUUAUCACAUGAAACGAAACGUUUGAACACUGCCAUGCUCAUACUACCUGCACAGUGCAUAUUAUAUUAUAAUAUAUGCAUAUAAAAUAUAUAUUAUAUUGAGAGCAAGAAAUAGCGAACGACAGGAAUGGUAGGAGUACGCCGUGCGAGCUUAAAUCGUUUUCCUUCAAAACCACGCCAUAUAUUUAUUUUGUGAAAUGGUUAUAUUUCAGAAAAGAAAGUAUUUCGAUAUCACGAUGAUAAUAUUAUUAUUGUAGCGUUUGAGGUGACCUACGAACCGGUUGGUUUCGGAAAUGCUCGUAAUAAACCACAUAACCUAAUCUGAAGUAUAAUAGGACCUUAUAAUAGAACCACCAUAACACGGAAUUUAAAAUAAAAUUAAUCACAUUAGGAUUUUUCCGUUUAUAAUACAAACAGAAUACUAUUCAAGUAUAUUGAAUUGAUCAAAAUAAUAUGAAUAAUAUGAUACUAAAAAAACGAUAAUUUUUUUUUUCAUUUUAAGCGCAUGUGGUUUUUACUUUUUACGUGCAAUGCUAUUCAUUCCACCACAACGCGACUACAAUAAAUUAUGGCAAUAAUAAUAAAAAUUAAAAUGUAAAGUAUGUUAUGCAUUUUUUUUCCAUAACAUUCAAAAAAUAUAUUAUAUGGUGCUCGAUCGACAUCGUACCUUUUCGACAUUGCUAUCUGCAAUAUUUCUUCGUCGUCUUUCGUUUGAAUCUGCUAUGAGUCUUCGUUUCUUUACUAAUAACAUGAGUCACGGAUAUGAAUGAUUUCACCGAAGUCAAUAAUAAACAUUGAACAUAUCAAAAUAGAUUUUUUUUACACUCUCGAUGGUUUUUGCAGCAUUACAUAAAAUCGACCGACAUAUCAAAUUAUAUUGUGUACAUUUAAUAAUAACAUAGUAUUCUCUCAUACACCCACGCAUAAGAUUAGUUUGUUAUUUUGUUAUUUAUUUAUUUUUUUGUUUCUUUUUAAAAUAAUUUUCAAUCUUAAUGUUAUGAAAUGUUUUUAACAUUAUUUAUUUCAUUUUUCAUGACCGAUUUACGAUUAACUAUCAACUAAAUUCCCGUCUAUUGUACACUACUGUAUACUUUUCCCAUAAACAUAAUUAUACAGGUGUUAGCCAAUAAGCCAUAAAUUUAACAUAUUACCUAUAUUAUGUUUCUCUAUUAUUGCCGUUUGUUUGAACGUUGUUUAAAUAUUAUAAAUUAUAAUUGUAGUGAAGACACAACUGCUUCAAUAACGAUCUUCAGAUUAUUCCAUCAUACGUUUCAGACGUGCAAUAUUCAUAGAUUAUUUAACAUAAUUAUAUAGUUUCGUUAAUAGACUGUCAAAGUCGUUAUAUUAUGGCCAAAAGAAAAAUUACCAUCCCCAGUCGCGAUAUUACCAUAGAAAAAAGCGUUUGUUCAGUUGAUCGUAGUCGGUGUGAAAAAAAAAUAAUAAAAACCACUUACGUACCUAAAAGCGUUUUAAAUAGUACAAAUGUAUGAAGAACAAAUAUAAUAUAUCAAUACAUGUUCCACAUAUUCUCCUCUGGUUACCAAUAGGUAUAUAAUUUUCAAAGUUAAAUCUACUUAAUAUUAUAGAUGAGAGGUACCAAGCAUAAUAAUAUUAUCAUAGUGCAUUAUUAUUACUUACCUACUACUUUUACAUAUUUAAAACUUUCAAUGAGCAAUAAUGACUUUCUUUUCAAAAUGGUUGAUUAAUUAUUUACUUACAUAUUGUUAUAAAUAGGAAAAUUAUUACGUUAUGUUAUAGUAUAUAUUUAUAUAUGUAUUUAUAUGUUCGUUACGAUUAUUAUUAUUAUUAUAAUUAUUGUUCUUUAAAAAAAACAAAAAAAAAAAACAAUGAUCAUAUCAAUUAUAGACUUUUUUCGUGUAUAUCUAAUAAGUCGUUUGUAAUAUUAUAUUUUAAGUAACUUAAAACAUAUCAAUGUUUGGAACGUAGCAUAAUUAUUAUUAUUAUAUUAUGAUUAAGAGAAAUUUUAAAUUGUAUUUGUAUUAUCGCCGUAUAAAAAAUAAGGGGACAAAAGUCGUAAGGAACUGUGUGUCAUUUUUUCGAUGUCGUUUACAGUUAUAUAAAUACGUCGACCGUCUUUAUUAUUAUUUUAUAUAUCAAUACAACUUUACUAAUAUUAAAAAAUAAAUGUAAAUGAUUUUUCUAGAUUUACUACCAACGCGAUUGCGUCUUAAGCUUCAUCGCUGUCACACAGAAAUCCUAGCGACACGUGGUCUUAUCUCAUAUUUGUAUGUUUCGUAAUCCGUGAAGGUUAGGUACAACGUAUACAUAUCAUAUCACAUUUAAUAUUAUAUUGUAACAUAUACAUAUCAUAUAAUAUACCAAUACCGUGAAAACUAUUUGGAUUGAAAAAAACAAUGUUUACCAAACGAAUACAUAUCAUUUUUAUUAAGUAGCGUUUAAUAUUAUAUAACUUAUGAUUGUAUUUGUAUUUGAUGUACUUUUUUUACCGUUAUCGUAUAAUAAUUUAUUGUUAAGUCGAUCAUUGUAUAGGUAUUUUUUUUUUUUAGAAUUGCAAUGUACAUUUGCGGUACCACAGGUGACUCGGAGAGCAAUAUUAUGCAUAUCAAUAUUAUUAUUUAUUAUUAUAUUGUGACAACUGGACAACUGAAUAUACUGAUCCCGAGAAAUAACUAUACCGCUCAUAAUAAUAUUUUACAAUUCAAUCAAUGAAAUUUACAAAAAAAAAAAAUAAGUAAAUAAAUGAAGGUAAAUCGUAUAAAUAUAAACACUUUAAAUUAUAAAUAUGUAUAGACUACAAUAUGACUAUAUCAUAAUCAUAUAGUGCCUGUUAAUAAAUCGAAUUUUGAAUAUUUAUUUUAGUCUGAAUCAUAUAACUCUCUGUGACUACGCGAAAUCGUAUAUGUAAAAACCAAAAAUAGUAUACCUAUAUAAUUUAAAUGCCAAAUGACCAAACGAUAAGUUUUCUCAAAUUGAAAAAUUGGAAUCAAUGCAGAUAUUUUAAAUGUAUUGAAAAAAUUCAAGAUAAAAACGUCCAAAAUUACAAAUACCUACUACAGGAUGAAUCUCCAAACAACUAUGUACCAUGCAGCAGUGAGUAAUACUGACCCGCUGAUUAUAGCGAAUAAUCAAAAAAUAAACUAUUCGUUUUAUUUUUCUGAUAAAUUAUGAUACUGAUAUUACAGUUAUAUUUUUUAAUUUAGGGAAAAAAUACAUUAUACUAAAUUUAAAUAGUAUUCGUCAGACUUUUCUAGACAAUUGUACAAGUAUAAUAAUUUAACAAUCGAAUAAUAUACAAAAUUUAAAAUCCGACCUCCCCCCCGGAACUUCAGCAACCGGUUGUCCAGUCGUCGUUAAAAUGAUGAUGAUAUUAUUAUUAUAUCGUAACGAAACCCAAAAGCAAACCAUUUUGCCACCGCUUCUAGUCCAUCGCGGCGACACUUUAGUCUCGCGAGUGAUCGUUAGCCUCCGCGGUCAGCUUUCGUACCGCGAUCAUAAUAUUAUAGGCGCAUCUCGAGUGUUUAUAUUAUAAUAUAUAGUAGCACGUUUACGAUUUUUAGACUGUAUACAUAUCAAUAUUAUAAUAUUAUUUACAUAAUUUUAUAUUAUCAUCGCGUGAACAAUACGAUUUGUUCCAACUGUAGCACAAUAUUGUUAUUGUAUUAUUAUUUUUUUCGUACAAAAUCGUUUUCUAGUCAUAUUGUAUAAUAAUAUUAUUAUUAAGUGUUGCUGUUUGUUUGUUUGUUUUUUUUUUUUUUUUUACUCUAUCUCUCUCUCUCUCUCUCUCUCUUUCUCUCUCUUCUACGUACCUACAUAUUAUUAUUAAUAUAAUGAUGACAAUAUAAUUAAUAUUAUACACGUGACUAUAUGUAUCGCACGUUUUAAAAUGAUAUUCGUCUCCGGACGUUUGUCUGCGCCACGGCAAUAAGCAUAAUACAAACAGUACUUAUUGUCGCAUUCUUACGUAACGCGUGUAAUAUAUAAUUAAGAUUGUCGUUGUAUCGUUGUUAUUAUUUUAUACGACGACGUCGGCCGUCGGUCGGCGGGCGCACUGUGCUGAUCCCUCGCCGGAUGAAAUCGACGGAUUUCGAACGUCUCCGGACGGUAGCCGAUUGUCGCGUGUCCUGCCGCCGCCGGUCGACUGCAGUCAUUAUAUUAUUAUUAUUAUAAGAUAGUAUAAUAUUAUUAUUAUUAUUAUUAUUAUUAUUAUAUAAUAAAUCGUUCCGGUCCCGAGCACUUUUUGGCCGGGUCGGACACCGUUUUAAAAAAUA
Molecule: messenger RNA, 5861 nt
Organism: Aphis gossypii (cotton aphid)
Lineage: Eukaryota; Metazoa; Arthropoda; Insecta; Hemiptera; Aphididae
Product: heparan sulfate glucosamine 3-O-sulfotransferase 5-like
Exons: 4
Coding region: 346-1338 (330 amino acids)
Molecular function (GO): [heparan sulfate]-glucosamine 3-sulfotransferase activity
Source: RefSeq, a predicted model, not a curated record